Molecule: messenger RNA, 810 nt
Organism: Prorocentrum cordatum
Lineage: Eukaryota; Dinophyceae; Prorocentrales; Prorocentraceae
Source: the annotation of a GenBank genome assembly
AUGAACGGCCGCGUCUGGGACCACGGGCAGCCCCUCAUGUGCCGCACGCCCGAGAACGUGCCGGGCCUGCGUGCGCGGAUGGUGUGGCCGCGCGAGGAGUUCUCCUGGCUCGCGGGCGUGGAGUCCAACUUCGAGGCCAUCAAAGAGGAGCUCCUGGGCGCCCGGGGCGGGAGCAGCUCCAGCGGCUUCCAGCCGUACAGGGACCCGAUCGUCGGGGGCAACGCGGACAGAGCCGCGGCGGACGGCCUCGGCGCCGAGGGCGUCGACAGCGGCGCGUGGAACGUGCUCUACCUCCUCCUGAACCACAAGAGGUUCGAGGAGAACUGCGCGCGCUUCCCAGCCACCGUCAAGACCAUCGAGGAGGCCUUCCCGCGGCACUACUCGCACGCCUUCUUCUCGGCGCUCACGCCUGGCUCUCACAUCGUGAAGCACCACGGUCCCUCCAACCGCAUGCUGCGGGUCUGGCUGCCCCUGCUGGGCCUGGAGGGUUUCCGGCUCCGCGUGGGCGACCAGGUGGUCGAGCCGCGCGCGGGCGAGGCCUUCGUGUGGGACCACAGCUUCGAGCACGAGGCGUGGCACGAGGGGGACCAGACCCGGGUGGUGCUCAUCGUGGACGUGUGGCACCCAGACCUGAGCGCCCCUGAGGUGAAGUUCCUGUCCACGCUGCAGAAUUGCCGCCUGCGCGCGGGCCGAGCGCUCGCCGAGCACUACGAGAGCAGCAGCAGAGGGAAAGCGGCGAGGCGCACGAGCCGCAGGACGCGACCUACUUCGAGAUCGUGGAGAGAAGGCCAAGCACCUCCUCACGGAUGA